This is a messenger RNA of Anopheles maculipalpis, 712 nucleotides long. RefSeq names its product ER membrane protein complex subunit 7 homolog (gene EMC7). NCBI's taxonomy places the organism in Eukaryota, Metazoa, Arthropoda, Insecta, Diptera, Culicidae. The coding region runs from base 1 to 708 and encodes 235 amino acids. The record is from RefSeq and is a predicted model, not a curated record. Gene Ontology annotation, molecular function: carbohydrate binding. The transcript has 2 exons. Gene Ontology annotation, cellular component: EMC complex.
AUGAAAAUAAUAUUGUGCUUUUUGGUAGCGGCCUUACUGUGCCUAAUAAAUCUUGCAGCUGCUGAUAACGGAGUAGAAGAUUACGACGAUGCCGCUCGGUAUGCCAUCGAGGGCAAGGUGUAUCCGCCCGAGCUGUACGGAGGUGAUUCGGAACUGGGCUGGCAGCUCGACACACAAAUAUCCAUCAACGGUGGCGAAUACAAAGGAUUUCUGCGGGAAGAUGGCACGUUUGCGAUCAGUUCCGUGCCGUCCGGCAGCUAUGUGGUGGAAAUCGUGAAUCCGGACUAUUACUAUGAACCCGUGAGGGUGGAAAUCAAUCCCAAGGGGAAGUUCCGUGCGCGCAAGCUGAACUACGUCCAGCCGUCGCAAGUGCUACAGCUGCCCUAUCCGCUGAAGUUGAAGGCCCUCACCCGUUUCCGAUACUUCCAGCAGCGUGAACAGUGGAAAAUAACAGAUUUCCUGUUCAAUCCGAUGGUGCUGAUGAUGAUCUUACCACUUGGCAUUAUGCUGAUUCUACCCAAAAUCAUGAGCGAUCCCGAGACGAAGAAGGAAAUGGAAAAUUUGAACUUAUCCAAGAUGACGAACGAUCUGCCGGAAUUCAGUGAAAUGCUUACAUCAUAUUUCACAGGCGGUUCUGCUGCAGCUGCAGCCAAGGCUAACAAGGAAAAGGAUAAACCAAAACCAAAGCAAAGCAAAAAGAAAAAUUAAUCGU